Molecule: messenger RNA, 8154 nt
Organism: Salvelinus fontinalis (brook trout)
Lineage: Eukaryota; Metazoa; Chordata; Actinopteri; Salmoniformes; Salmonidae
Exons: 18
Coding region: 312-6689 (2125 amino acids)
Biological process (GO): regulation of transcription by RNA polymerase II
Molecular function (GO): RNA polymerase II cis-regulatory region sequence-specific DNA binding; DNA-binding transcription factor activity
Source: RefSeq, a predicted model, not a curated record
UCUUUAAUGGAGUAUUCCUUAGGUAAUAAAAAUAGCGUUGCUUAUUUUUGUCUUGCGGUAGGCUACAAUAUUUUUGAAAGGAAAUCAACUAAAAUCUAACAGAGCCAUGUUAGUGGUAAUGUAAGUUGGCAGCUUGGAGGACUUAUUCUAUUACUUAUUUUGGAUAAGGUACAGGCGGAAAGAAAAUUGAGUCCAGUCUUGGGUACCGGAAGUUUGGGGAAGUAGAUCGAUGUUACUUCGCUCGUUAGGGAGCAGUCAAAUAAUUUUGUUUUCAAAUUAUUCUGCGCUUUUACAUAAGUAUAUUUAUAGCCAUGGAUGCAUGUGGACUAUCUAAAGACAUCAAUGAUCCAGUUCUCAGACUUUCUUCUCUGCACCUCCUGGUUCCACCCUUGCGGCUCCUGUCUGCUGCCAUGUGGCAGGUGGCUCAGCAAAGAGAUGUGAGCCACUAUGAGAAGUUGGAGGAGUUUGUGACUCUGGUGACAGAGGCCAUUCCAGAGCUGCUGAGCCACAGACAUAGAGCUCAGCUCAUUCUAGGUCUGAGAGCACGGCUGGUUCUGGAGCUGUGCCGAGGCCCUGCCGACCCUCAAACCAUCCAACCUUACCUGGACAGAAUGCCCACUGUUACUCCAGGAUGUACAGGAUACAGAGACGCAGAGGUGGAAGCAUCUGAAUCAAAUUUUGUGGUGCUUGUCCAAUCACUGCUAAAGGACCCAGUCGAGAGGGAAUGCUUCUUUCAGGAGGUGUUCCCGGAACAAUAUGGCCGACAUUAUGACACAGCGGUGCAGACAUUAACAUGGGAGUUCCUCUCCAGACUGGAACAACUGUUUCCAGUACCAGACCUCAAGCAGACGGCGACAUGGCUCAGCUCUGCACCUUCAGUCCUGGAGGAGUGUAUGCAGUCUACCCCAGAGAAUCUGAACCUCAUUCUCCAGCACCAUAAGAGUUUUGGACAUUUAAAAGAACCUUCUGCUCUCUCCUCCUCCAUGGGCGACAACAUCCUUUCCUCUCUGUCCACCCCUAAAAUGGUGGUCACCACUGAGCCGACCACUUUUGUAAUCCGGUCAGAGUCGUCACAUAACUCGGCGGACGCGCUGGGCCCCAUGUCUUUAGAGGACACUGAUGCGGUAGUGGUAACAGUUUACACUGAAGUGGAGGUUGGAACAGAGGUGGAAGAAGAGAUUGUAGAGACGAUGAACGAGGAAUACGUACCGUCAAACGCCUCUCCACUGCGGGAGGAGGUGGUUGAACUUAAAGCUGAGGAUAUGAAUCUGGAGAUGACAGUCGUUGAAGAAUAUGGCUACGUGGGGGAGGAGAUGAGUGCAGCCGAGGAAGAGAUGGACACAGUGAGUGUUCCAGUGGAGCAAGCCGAUGAAGCCGUUAAUAUCAGUGAAGACAUUGGAACUGGGACAGAGACUGUAGCAGUCAAAACAUAUGUCCAAGAUGAGGUGGUGGCAGAUCAGGAUGGCCAAUCAGAGACUGUGAAUGUAUGUGUGAACCAGGAAGGGAAGGACACGUCCCAUGUAGUCAACUUUCAAACCCAACAACCUGCGACGUCAAAUGUGAGGCGGUCUACACGGCUGCAGUCGAAGACACCAAGAACUUGGAGGAGGAAAAAUAACACUGAGAACAAGAAAAACGGUGAGGCCUCAAGCGUGGUUUAUGUCAUCUCACCCAGGGGAAGAGAAGCCGGUGGAUCUGACAAGGUGACCCCCUUUACCUGCCCUAAGUGUGCCUACCACAGUCUGGAGGAAAAGAGCCUUCACCUCCACAUGCAAAGCAUUCACACAGAGGAGUACAACAAGCCCAAUGUGUCUGGGAAAAACAGAGCAGAAGUUUCACCAUGUCCCGACAACACUCGCCAGAUAUUCACAUCAAUCAAACCUCUCCUUUCUUCAAAAACUUUAACAACUGAAAACUCUGAGAAUCAAACCGGUAAUGCUGGGACUCCCACCAAAGCAAAAGGCUACCAUAAGGCCCACACAUGCGCCACGUGCGGUAGGAUCUUCACUCGCUCCUCAGAUGUGAGGAGACACCAGCUCACCCACACGGGUGAGAGACCUUUCCACUGCUCUCAAUGCGACAGGACCUUCCAGCAUUCGUGGGACCUGACCAAGCAUGAGAAGAAACAUGGUGGGACAUCUAUCUCUUUCCCCUGCCAGAAGUGCGGGAGCUCCUUUGCCAACCUCCGCUCUCUGACAGCCCACCACAGAAGUUCCCACCUGGGCGAGAGCGACCUGCCCCACCUCUGCUCCAUCUGUGGCAAGAGCUUCCCCUCCUCCUCUGAGUUGCUGGAGCACAGGAAGAGCCACGGGACCAGCCUCCAGUACAUCUGCCAGCAGUGUGGCGAAAGCUUCCACUCCCUGCUGGCUCGCUCCCAACACCGGCAGACCCACCUGGUAAAGCGGCAGUUCAAGUGCCCGCACUGCGACAAGAGCUAUACGCGCAAAGCUGAUGUGAAGAGGCACAUGUUCUCCCACAGCGGCGAGCGACCGCACCAGUGCAACCAGUGUGGGAGAUGCUUUUCCUUCCUCUUCCUGCUCAAGAAACACCAAAUAGUUCACACGGGCGAGAGGCCUUUCCAGUGCUCCUACUGUCCCAAGAGGUUCACAUUGAUAUCCAUCCUGAGCAGACAUGAGAGAAUGCACACCGGGGAGAGACCCUUCCUCUGCUCUCAGUGUGGGAAGAGCUUUCUGUCCCAGGGGGAGCUGUCCAAGCACCACCGCUCCCACACUGAUGAGAGACCGUACGCUUGCAAUCAGUGUGACAAGAGGUUUAAGAGCAAAAAAUCCCAACAAGAACAUAUCAUCUCCCACACCGGCGUGCGCCCUUACCCUUGCUCUUAUUGUGGGAAAGGGUUCACCAAACCAUACGCUCUGACCAGGCACCAUCUCAUACACACAGGGGAAAGACCAUUCCCCUGCGUCCACUGUGGGAAGACAUUUCUCACCCCCGCAGAGGUACAACUACACAUCCGCAUUCACACAGGGGAACGCCCUUACCCCUGCCCUGAUUGUCAGCUGAAGUUUAGGAGUUCGUCAGACUUGGCACGACACAAACGCUUUCAUACAGGGGUGCAGACAUUUGUCUGUAACCAGUGUAUGAAAAACUUUCCCACCUCGUCCAAACUGAAGAAACACAUGGAGAACCACUCAGAGACAGAGGCAGUCCAGAGCUCAGACUUUGGAGAAAAUUCAAACCAAGGUGAACGUGGAAAGAGGAAGCUGGCAGAUCGUUGGGAGAACAACCUCUAUAUUGUUACGGAGAAGAAUAUUGACAUCCACAUCUUCAAGAUACAGAACAUGUCGACUGGCCAGGAGAAAACGGUCCACCGUAAUCUGAUAAUGCCUGUAAACUUUUUGCCUCUCCCUGACACUGCCUUGGAGACACCGAAUACGGGAGACCGUGAGGAUCCGAAUGAGGAGAUGGAGGACUCAUCCAGGAACGAUAUACAAGAAAUGGACAUUGGUGAGAGGACUAGUGCGGGGGUAUCAGAACAGACCUCGGGGAAGAACAGCCGGAGCACGCUGAAAAAGAAACCCCAGAUGUGCUGGAAGAUGGGCCACUGGCGAGGGACCCUCAGAACUCACCACAUUCUGAGGGUGCCACUGGUGGCACAAGCAUGUCUCCCUCUCCUCUCCCUCUGCCUCUUGGUUCCACCCAUUCAGCUUAUGUCAGCGUCCAUAUGGCAGGUGGUGCAACAGCGAGAUGCCAUGAAUUAUGCAAUGCUGGCGGAGUUUGUCUCCCUGGUGACAGAGAUGGUCCCGGAGUUGCUGAUCUAUAGGCACAGGGCCCAACUUAUUUUGGGAUUGCGAGCAAGGCACAUUCUGGAGUUGUGUCGCAGUGAGCAUCCUGUAGAACCUCAGGUCAUCUUAACCCAGCUGUACAUGAUUCAACCACUUUCCCACUUCAGUAAUGAUGUAAGUGACACAGAGGUGGAGUCGUCAGAGACUAAUUUUCUGGAGCUGGUCCAGACCCUGCUUAAAGACCCUGAUGAGAGAGAGCAUUUUUUCACAGAGAUAUUCCCAGUGGAGUAUGGACCACAAUAUGACAUCGAGCUGCAGACUCUACUGUGGGAGUUCCUGUCCAGAUUGGUUCAACUGUUACCGACCCCUGACCUCGCACAGACAAUGGCAUGGCUCGGUACUGCCCCCUCAGUCUUGGAUGAUUGUGCCCAUGUUAUAUCUCAUCCAGCAGAUCUGAAGAGUCUGCUCCAGCACCAUAAACGUCUUGGACAUUUGGAGCAACAUGUACCCCCCUGCGCCAUGGGAGACUGCAUCUUGUCCUCUCUCUCCAUCCCGCCACACAGUAGAACGGUGAUCAGCACUGAGCAGACCACCUGUGACAACCAGUCAGAACCCUCGCAGGAGUUUGUGGAUGACUUCGAGGUGGAAAUUGUAACUCUGACAGAUUAUGAAGAGGUUGAAUUAGGUUUGAGUCAGGAGGAGGUGGAGGAUGGGAACAAUGACGAAGGACAGACCAUGGAGGACAAGGAAGAAGAGCCUAAAGAAAUGCCCGUUGAAGAAGUGGAGGAAGAGGAGAAAGUGAUGGAGGACCAUGAAGAGAGGGGCUUGGAGAACAACUCGCAUCUAGAAGAAGCCGAGGAUGACCCAGCAUCCUCCCAUAACCAAACAUCCUCUGGGCCACACAUCUGCUCAGUCUGUGAGAAGAGCUUCAAGUUUGCCUCUGCACUAAUAGCCCACCAGGUCAUCCAUACAGGAGAGCGCCCGUAUGUGUGCCAUCUGUGCGGCCGGUGUUUCUCCUUCAGGCAGUCUCUGGACAGGCACAAACAAACACAUAAGGAUGGGCGCGUUUACGACUGCUUGAUCUGUGGAGAGACCUUUCAGUCCUUGUCAGCCCGCACAGAGCACAAGAAGAGCCAUAUGGAGCAAGGCGCUUACCAGUGCUCACAGUGCGACAGGAAGUUCAACUGGGCGUCGGCUAUGGUGAGACACCUGAAGGCUCACACAGAGGGCACUGAGGUCAAAACGCAGGAACUUACAAAAAGCCUGAAGUCUGAGGAAGAGGAUAUAGGGACUAAAGAGAUUGUAGGAGAGGUGGCUAUUGAACCCCCUGAAACAGACCCGGUGUUGGAGGAUGGAGGGAAAUCCUGUCACAAUCCACAGGAAGGAGCGGGUCUCAAACAACAGGAAGGAGAUGGUCAGUCUGGUCAGUCCACUUUGUCUGAGCCUACAGUGUUGGUGCCUGGACUUCUGGACAAGGUCGUAACACUUGUCAAGGUCCGUACCAGUGGUAGGAAAACGAAACCGACCUUGAAGGUGCAGAUGGUGAACCUGCAGAAGCUCAAGGGAAAGGUUGCCACCCCAAAGAGGAGGACGGGUGGAAGCUUGAUGAACCCCCAGGGUUUCACACCAUUGCAUUUUAAGAGUGAGGAACACUCCUAUGGCUCACCAGUGGUCUCAACAAAGGAAGGAGAUACAGGGUGGUGUCCAUUCUCCUGUCCCGAGUGCUCAUUCGUCAACUCAGACGAGGCGUCCGUCCAGCAGCAUAUUGAGACGAACCACUCGGGGGAAGUACAGGAAGACGCUCCGUCCGCUCCGCACCAAACAGGCCAAGCUGGACACUAUGAUUGCCCAGACUGUAACAGCAGCUACAAGUUUCAGUCCUUACUGAAAUACCAUCGGCGCGUACACACCGGCGAGCGCCCAUACGUGUGCCCUCAGUGCGGACGCCGCUUCUCCUUCAAGCAGUCACUAGAGAGGCACAAACAGACACACAAGGAUGGGCGCAAGCAUGACUGUCUGAUCUGUGGGCAGAACUUCAAGUCCUUGUCAGCGUACACAGAGCACAAGAAGAACCACAUGGAGAACGGUGUGUAUCGGUGUUCGGAAUGCGACCGGCGGUUCUCCUGGAAGUCUGCGCUGGUAAGACACCUCCGGACUCACACAGAGAACGCCACCGAGGCUGAGCUCUCUUACAAAUGCCCAAGGUGUGACUUGGGAUUCAGCAGUAGUACGUACCUUAACAGGCACCUGCUCACACACCAAGAGGAGAGGUUGCAUGUCUGCAGCUGUGGCAAGAACUUUGCCUACAAGGCUGCUCUGACCGCACACCAGCGCACCCACCUGAAAGAGAGGCCACACCAGUGCAAGCAGUGUGGAAAGGGUUUCCUCUACAAGGGAGGGCUGGUAAGUCACAUGAAGAUCCACUCUGAAGAAAUGCCUUUCAUGUGCUCAUUCUGUGGGAAGAGCUUCAAGAGGGAGAGGAACAUGAAGAAACACGAACGCUGCCACACCAGAGAGAACGUGUUCAGCUGCUCGCAGUGCGACAAGACCUUUGUGUACAAGGCCACACUGACCAGGCACGAGCUAACCCACUCGGGGGAGAGACCGUUCCUGUGCUCCGAUUGUGGCAAAGGGUUUUUCUCCCAUGCGGAGCUUCUAAAGCAUGAGCGCUUCCACACGGGCCACAAGCCGUUCCAGUGCUCCCACUGUGGGAAGCAGUUCACCCAGUCCUGCUACCUGACCAUUCACCUGCGCUACCACACAGGGGUACGGCCUUACUCCUGCACCCAUUGUGACAAGAGCUUUCUCAGCGCCAACCGUCUAAAGAGACACCUAAGAACCCACACAGGAGAGAAACCCUACCUGUGUUCAGAGUGUGGCAAAGGGUUCAAACAGUCAUAUCACCUCAAGAUGCACCAGCAGACUCAUGCCACUAAGAUUUACUGAGGCAUGAUUGUGUCUCUGUCAAGACUUCAGUCAAAUGAUUUGGUAGAAUGUAAUGGUGAGUUAGCUGUCGACUGUGUAGACAACCAGGAGUGUUAAAAUAUAAAUACUGAAUAAAAAUAUAAAUUCAAUAUGCAACAUAUUCAAAGAUUUUAGUGAGUUACAGUUCAUAUAAGGAAAUCAUUCAAUUGAAAUAAAUUCAUUAGGCCAUAAUCUAUGGAUUUCACAUGAAUGGGCAGGGGUGCAGCCAGGGGUGGGCCUGGGAGGGCUUAGGACCACCCACUGGGGAGCCAGACCCAGCCAGUCAGAAUGAGUUUUUCCUCUCAAAAGGGCUUUAUUACAGACAGAAAUACUCCUCCAUUUCAUCAGCUGUCUGGGUGGCUGGUCUCAGAUGAUCCCGCAGGUGAAGAAGCCAGAUGUGGAGGUCCUGGGCUGGCGUGGUUUGCGGUUGUGAGACUGCCAACAGCUCUGGUGGACAUUGCUGCAGUCAGCAUAACAAUUGCACGUUCCCUCAAAACUUGACGCCUCAUCUGUGGCAUUGUGUUGUGACACAACUGCAAAUGUUAAAGUGGCCUUUUAUGGUCCCCCGCAGAAGGUGCACCUGUGAGCUCCCAUCAGAUCCUUGGGCUACCGAGUGGCACAGCGGUCUAAGGCACUGCAUCUCAGUGCUAGAGACGUCACUACAGACCCUGGUUCAAUCCCGGGCUGUAUCACAACCGGCCGUGAUCGGGAGUCCCAUAGGGCGGCGGACAAUUGGCCCAGCGUCUUCUGGGUUAGGGGAGAGUUUAGCUAUCAUUGUAAAAUAAGAAUUUGGUCUUAACUGACUUGCCUAGUUAAAUAAUGAUAAUGCUGUUUAAUCAGCUUCUUGAUAUGUCACACCUGUCAGGUGGAUGCAUUAUUUUGGCACGGUAGAAAUGCUCCCUAACAUGGACGUAAACAAUUUUGUGCAUGAAAAUUGAGAGAAAUAAGUUUUUUGUGAGUAUGAAACAUACCUGGGAUUUUUAAUUUCAGCACAUGAAACAUGAUUACACGUUUAUAUUUUUGUUCAGUAUAUUAGUGAUAAUUCCUAAUCUAAGGAUUCAUGAAAUGCAUUUGAAUUCUUUCCGGCUUUCCUCAGCUGAAAUAAUGAUAGAAAUACUGUGUCGUUACUCAUCAAGGCACAUACAGCUCUUCUGUGAGCUGAAUCACUCAUGUGACACAACUUUGGCCUGGAUUUAAUCUGUAGAGCCCUGGCUGCAAUUAAUCCCGGACAAAAUUUUGUUUUUGGUUGAUUAUAACAAUGUAGAAGUACUAAAAGAAUUGUGCCUCGUAUCCUUCUGCUAAAAUGCAUUUCAUAUGUAUAGUACAUUGUAUUUUCAGAGUUGUAGCUCAAAUGAGUUUAAUGAAGAGACUUCAAUGAACAAUACAAAUUGUUACUGUCUUUUAAUGAAAACCUCAACUUAAAACCUAAUAAAAAAAGUAAACUCAA